UGAACUUCACAUCGAUCGCACCGUGGAUCAUACGAAGUAGCAGUGUGGCAUGGGAAAGUGUAAGUGCUACGGAUGAGCGUUGUCCAAAAUGUUCGCAUCCACGUGCUUAUUAUUUGCAAAUGCAAACUCGUUCUGCCGAUGAAGCCAGCACGAUUUUCUACAAAUGUUGCGACCCCAAGUGUAUGUAUACUUGGCGAGAAGGUUAAACUCCCAGUUUUUAAUUAUCGCAAGUGGAAAUACUCUUCUCCGAAGCCUUAUGACUUCUGCCUCGAUGGGUCCUGUGAAAGAGAGUUUGGAUAAUGCCAGAUCAGAAUUAAAGCUAAUCCCUUCAACAGAAAAGCAUUGGUUAUGCAGCGGCAACAGGAGUGUCGCCAUAGCAGCGACUCUGUUACAGCAGAGUAAAGUGAUUGCAAUGCCAACAGACACUGUAUAUGGAUUCGCUGCUUCAGCAUCUGAUGUGGAGGCUAUUCAGCGACUGUAUGACAUCAAGAAACGGGUCGAGAGUAAACCAUUGGCAAUCUGCCUGAGUAACGUCGACGAAGUGACACAGUGGGCAGUAACUAACGAAUUACCGCCCCUUUUAUUAGAGAAAUUGCUUCCUGGGCCUUACACUGUGAUCCUAAAACGCAAACCUAGCCUAAAUCCCGCACUCAACCCUGGCACCGACAGUGUAGGUAUCCGCGUACCAAAUUCCAAAUUCAUACGCAGUGUAGCGAAAAUAAUAGGCCCGAUCGCGCUCACCAGCGCGAACGUCAGCAAGGAACCGAGCAGUCUACAUCCCGACGAGUUUUCCACGUUGUGGCCUGAGCUCGACGGUAUUUUUUACGCAAUAACGAACACUAUGAAAAAGAAAGAUGCACGAAGAGUCGGUUCCACCGUGGUAGACUUGUCGCAGCCAGGCUGUUACGAGAUUGUACGCAAUGGUAUUGCCGCGAGGAUUAUCUCAGGCAUAUUGAAGAAAGCUGGCUUGAGAAAAGUACAACUGAAUGACACGACAACUUGCGAUUGCCAAGUGGCAGAUAUAAACACUUGUAAAGUAUAAGUAGGAAAAUAUAAGUUUAAUAUACCGUA
Molecule: messenger RNA, 1071 nt
Organism: Odontomachus brunneus
Lineage: Eukaryota; Metazoa; Arthropoda; Insecta; Hymenoptera; Formicidae
Gene: Tcs1
Product: yrdC domain-containing protein, mitochondrial
Exons: 3
Coding region: 164-1042 (292 amino acids)
Biological process (GO): regulation of translational fidelity
Cellular component (GO): cytoplasm
Molecular function (GO): tRNA binding; double-stranded RNA binding; nucleotidyltransferase activity
Source: RefSeq, a predicted model, not a curated record